Xylona heveae TC161 is the source of this 1302-nucleotide messenger RNA. RefSeq lists its product as hypothetical. Gene Ontology annotation, biological process: regulation of alternative mRNA splicing, via spliceosome. The record is from RefSeq and is a predicted model, not a curated record. The transcript has a single exon. The coding region runs from base 1 to 1302 and encodes 433 amino acids. Lineage: Eukaryota; Fungi; Ascomycota; Xylonomycetes; Xylonales; Xylonaceae.
AUGCCAACUCUAUCGUAUGGGCUCAAUUUGACAAAGAAGCCCGGCAGUGGCGGAGCGCCUUCCAGACCGUCCGGGCCUGUGAAGAAAAAGCCCGUAUUCGGUGGCGACUCCGACUCUGAAGACGAAAGCUCCAAGGCGCAGAAUGUCAACAAUACCGAAGAAAUUGGCGGCGGGAUCCUCGGAGAUGACGACUUUAACACUUCCUCCAAACCUUCAUCUGGAGGAAUUUCCAAACCGAAACCUAAAAUGGACUUCAAAGCCGCACCCGCCAAACCCGCCGCAAAACCAAAGCCCAAAUCCGCCAUAACUCCCUUUGGAGACCUUUCAACCGCCCAUAGCACGCGGAAACAUGCUGAAUCUGCUGUGGAAUUAGACCCUAGUAUCUACGACUACGAUGGCGUCUACGACCAACUACACAGUGCGACAGAAGCAAAGAAGGAGGCACAAAAGGCGGACGCUGAGCAGCGCAAACCGAAAUACAUGGGCAAUUUACUCGCUGCUGCGGAGGUGCGAAAGCGAGACCAGCUGCGGGCAAAGGAGAAAAUGUUAGCCAAAGAGCGUGAAGAGGAAGGCGACGAAUUUGCCGACAAGGAAAAGUUUGUGACGGGUGCAUACAAGGCGCAGCAGGAAGAAAUGCGGAAACUCGAAGAAGAAGAGCGUCUGCGUGAAGAGGAGGAAUCAAAACGCCGCUCAGGCGGCCAAGGCAUGAUGGGAUUCUACAAGGACAUGCUAGCGCGAGACGACAAGCGGCAUGAAGAAAUCUUGACUGCGGCAGAAGAAGCUAGAGCAAAUGCCAAGGAUGCCGGUACCGCUGGUCAGAAGGACAACCCUGGCGAAGAGGAAGAGGAAAAUAAAAAGGAUAAAAACGAGGCCGAGGUCGCGAGCGAGCUGAAAGCGCGUGGAGUCGUUGUUAACGAAGAAGGCCAAGUCGUGGAUAAACGCCAGCUGCUAUCCGCCGGUCUCAAUGUCAAGCCCAAACCGAAACCCGCUGCUGCGCCCGUAUCCGGACCAGCGUCAAGGGUACCGGGUGGUCCGCCAGGCGGUGGCUACGCUGGUGGUCGCGGCGGAGUAGGCGUUGGUGGAGGUCAGCGAGCUAUGCGCGAGCGCCAGUCUCGUAUGCUGGAAGCCCAGCUGGAGCAAGCUUCGAAACGCGCUGCGGAUGAUGAAGAUGAUCGUCAACAGGAGCUUGAACGUGCGGCCAAGUCUCGGAAGACCGAGGGUGAUAUUAGUAGCGCCAAGGAGCGCUACCUGCAGCGCAAGAGGGAAGCUGCUGCUGCUGCCGCCGCAGCAGGGAAGCCGUGA